This is a messenger RNA of Trypanosoma grayi, 3255 nucleotides long. RefSeq names its product putative myosin heavy chain MYA2-related. Gene Ontology annotation, biological process: actin filament organization; vesicle transport along actin filament. The record is from RefSeq and is a predicted model, not a curated record. Gene Ontology annotation, molecular function: actin filament binding; microfilament motor activity; ATP binding. NCBI's taxonomy places the organism in Eukaryota, Euglenozoa, Kinetoplastea, Trypanosomatida, Trypanosomatidae. The transcript has a single exon. Gene Ontology annotation, cellular component: cytoplasm; actin cytoskeleton; myosin complex. Bases 1 to 3255 code for a protein of 1084 amino acids.
AUGCCCACUAAUCGUGUUGGUGCCCCUGUUUUUUUUCUUACUCUGGAGCAUGAAUGGGUACUUGGAAAAGUUACCGCGUAUGAUCCACAUACCAAGACAUAUAGCUGCUCCUCAACUGAUCCAGUGUUUGUAACUGUUGAUAGCGUGCCGUACGAUCCCAAAAGGUUGUGGUUACCACAGCCAGAAGCUCUGAGUGAAGAUGUUGAUGACCUUCUCAAUCUCACAGAGCUUCAUGAGGCCUCACUGUUGUUCUGCUUAAGGAUGCGCUAUUUGCGAGAUGUUGUGUACACCAAUAUCGGGCCUAUCGUUGUAGCUUUGAAUCCCUUUAACUAUUCGAUCCCUUGGUAUGCUGAGCCGAAGAUGGAGAAUUACCUUGUAGAAGAUGUUAUAAUUGAAAAGAAUUUGCCUCAUUCAUGGGCAACGGCUCACAACACUUACUGGGAAAUGAGAGAGAACGGCCUUAAUCAGACCAUACUGAUCAGUGGCGAGAGUGGUGCAGGAAAAACGGAAUCGGCCAAGAUUGUACUGAGAUACCUUGGUGCGUUGAGUCGUAAAAAUGGCACGCCUCAAGAUCGGGAGAGUUAUCUACAGGUAAACAAGCGUGUUCUAGCUGCCUCGCCUAUUCUUGAGAGUUUUGGAAAUGCAAAGACAGUUAAAAACGAUAACAGUUCACGGUUUGGGAAAUUUUCCAAGGUUCAAUUUGACAAGAAUGGUUUACUGGUAGGAUGCCAUGUGACAAAGUACUUAUUGGAAAAGUCAAGAAUAAUAAUGGCGGCGGCAGGAGAACGUGUUUACCACUCGUAUUACCAACUGGCACAAGGACCUUUGGCAAAUGAGUUUUCAUUGAGGAACCCAAAAGUUUACCGUGUUCUUAACGCAGGGGGAUGCAUUCAUAUUGACGGUGUAGACGAUGCCAAGGAGUAUUUGGUUACAAAACAAGCUAUGAACGAUGUGGGUAUAACUGAGGAGGAGCAAAUGUCUAUUUGGCGGAUUGUAGCUGGAGUGCUUUUUCUACAGAAUACAGAUUUUAUCGAGACAGAGGAGUGUGCUGGGCGAGUUGCAAAGAUUGACUCUAACCUCCUGCCCGUCUUGGCACGCGCAUGUGAACUCUGGGACAUAAAUGAUAAAGAGUUCAAGAAGGAACUGGUGUCCACUUACAUUAUGACACAGAGAGAAGAAACAGUGAAGUAUUUUAAUAAGGUGAAGGCAUUGGAUACGAGAGACUCUGUUUGUAAAAGCCUGUAUGAUUGGUUAUUUGACUGGCUUGUAGUAAAAAUUAAUCAGACUACCAAUCGUGAUGCAGUCACAACUCAAUGGAUAGGGCUUCUUGAUAUUUUUGGCUUUGAGGACUUUCAAAAAAACAGUUUUGAACAGUUGUGCAUCAACCUUGCCAAUGAGGUUCUUCAGGGUCACUACAAUCAACAUAUUUUUGCAUUAGAUAUGCGGGAGUGCCAAGAGGAAGGUAUUGAUACAACACAAGUGCCAUUUGCUGAUAACAAGGAAUGUAUUGAUUUGCUUAUGGGAAAGGUUGGGGUAUUUACGCUUUUGGACGAAGAGUGUGCAGUGAGUGGUAACGAAGCGAACUAUCUUCAGAAGCUGGUGGAAAAGUUUGGACCAGCAAAGUCUAAAGGGGGAAACGCGUACUUUGUACAAGCUGCUGGAAGAGGUUCGGAUAAUCAGUUUAUCGUUAGGCAUUACGCCUCUGAUGUUCGCUAUAGCGUCGAUGGUUUCUUGGAUAAAAACCGCGAUGCAUUGAAGGAGACAAUGAAGCGGAUUUUUUCGCGAUCUGGAGUCGGGUUGAUACCAAUCAUUUUACCAAAAGAAGAAAGUAAAUUAUCGUCUAAAGGGACUGUUGGUAGUUACUUCAUUAGACAACUUGUGGAGUUGAUGUCAGUGAUACAUAGUACAAAUCCGCACUGGAUACGAUGUAUCAAGCCUAACGUCAGUCGUCAACCUCGGCAGUUUUCUAAUUCACUGGUGAUGCAACAGUUGCGCUCAUCAGGUGUAUUGGAAACGAUCAAAAUCAGGAAAUCUGGUUAUCCUAUUCGAUUCAGCUUUACAGAGUUGGCGCAGCGGUAUCGUGUUUUGUGUGGUAAUGGUUUGCAUGGUAGGGAAGCCUGCCAACAGAUUUUACAUAAUUCUCAAAUUAGCACAUUGCAAGCUCAGCUUGGAAAAAUGAAGGUAUUUAUGAAGCAUGAGGCUUUUUCCAAGCUUAAUCACGCCAGGGAGCGAUCAAUUCUCUGUUUUAGUUCUGUUCUCCAGGCUGUGGGUCGUGGAAGUCUAGCACGUGCUGCUCUUUUUCAUGAGUAUGCUGUGGUGCAUCGCCAGAGAAUUAUGGAGGAGCGAAGAAUCCGUCAAAGGGAGCUUAAACGGCAGCAGGAGCUUGAAGAAAACAGAAAAAUGGCAGCUGAGGCCAAACGUAAGCACAGGGAUUUGCUUCUUAAAGAACGACAAUAUAGGGCAGCUGUGCGCAUUCAGAAGUUGGUUCGCGGGGGACUCACUAGGAAGAGGUUCCUCACAAUGUAUCUGUCAAUCCUACGUGCGCGUGAGGAACAUGUCCGUGACGAUGAGCUUCAAAAGUAUCGUGUGUAUGAGAUGAAUGCCAAUCGAAAAAUACGUUCACUUGAGACUAGGCUCAGCGAAAAAAAUGGGGGCAAGGAGGGCUUUGUGGCCCCACAUCGUCGUGAAAUGCUUCGCGAGAGAAGGGAGCAAACAAUGCGUUUCAUUCAUGAAAGCCAGCUCCUUCAUGACGUGCAUCUGAAAGAAGCGGCUUCUCAUGAAAAGGCAAGGCGUGCUAAGGAAGCAGCUGAAAGAAAGAGUCAUAUCCAAAACAUGGGAAAAUAUGCUUCACAAGAGAAACAGCACAAAAUAAGCGUCCUUCAGCAGGAUGUGGAAAGGCGAUUUGUUGACGAAAUGCUCACAGAACUUGGAGGGUGCGUAGUGGACACGGGGAGAAAUCACCAAGAGUAUCGCAAUCCUAACAAUGCUCAGCGUUGCUGCCCCGAUUCUGUGUUUAGUACAGUACGACAGCGCUGGGAACAAAAGGAGCGAUGGGUGGACGAGCGAGAGCGACUCCUUGACCCGUUUCUUGGAUCUCAUGGCUCGCACCUGACAGCACAGCAACGUCGCCUUGAGGGCAAUUAUCGAGUUCAAACAAUUUCAAAAGCCAUGUGGAAGUCUGAUGCAGAAAAAAUUAUUCUUUCCUACAGGCAGCAGUGGGGCUCUCACCGCGACGAAAGCAGGAAGGUUGACUGA